UGUACAAUGAAAGUCCAGACUCUGCGUGUGUUUUCAGAGACAACACUCCCAGGCCAGGAACAAUGCUUUCUUUGGUACGAUUUAAUUUCUGGCGUGAGUGUUUUUAAAAGAAAAGGAUCUGGACGCUUGGUCUCCGCGCCAGUUUUCCCAGAGUUCCUGAGAGUUCAACAAAAACGCUGGAAGAUGGAGAAAAUGUACACGUCUGUGAGUCGCAGCGACGAUGCCAGUGCAAAGACAGGACACGGACCUCAGGGUAAGAAGUAUCGCUACAUCCGUAAAGAAGGAAACUGUAACGUCGUGUUCCGCCAUGUUCCUGAGGAAUGGCUGCUUUUCGUGACCGACAUCUUCACCACCUUGGUGGAGAUCCGGUGGAGGGUGAUGUUCCUCAUCUUCGCGCUCUCCUACAUCCUCUCCUGGCUCUUCUUCGGCAUCCUCUAUUGGGUCAUUGCGCUCGCCAACGGCGACAUCAGGGACGAGACAGUCAUGCCCUGCAUGUACGAAGUGCGCAGCUUCACGGCGGCGUUCCUCUUCUCGCUGGAGACCCAGACCACCAUCGGCUACGGCUUCAGGGGAAUGUCGGAGAACUGCCUGAUUGCCAUCAUCGUGGUCACCAUACAGGACGUCAUCAGCUGCUUCAUCGACACCUUCGUCAUCGGCAUUGCCGUCGCCAAAAUGGCCUCGGCCCGGAAGAGAGCGCAGACAAUUGGAUUUAGCAACUGCGCCGUUAUCAACCUCCAUGACGAUUUCCUGUGUCUGUCCUGGAGAGUUGGUGACUUCCGGAGGAACCACCUGGUGGAGGGGACGGCCUUCGCUCAGAUAGUCCGCUCCACGGUCCACGCCACGGGGAGAGUGGACGUGACCUAUGAAGACCUGGUCAUCCAGCAGAAGGACAUUACCUUGGUGAUGCCGACCACCAUCUUCCACAGGAUGGAACCCGGCAGCCCGCUGUACCAGAUGAGUCGUGUAGACCUGGAAAAAGCCGACUUCGAACUGGUAGUGUCAUUCACCUACACGGACGAUUCCACGGGUAUGCUGCACCAGACCCGCACCUCGUACACCCCCGCAGAAAUUCUCUGGGGUCAGGUCUUCCAAGAGAUGAUCCGCGUCAGCAGGAGGAGCUACCGAGUCGAUUACAACCUGUUCAAUCACACCGCCAAGGUGCUGGUGCCCCAGGUCAGCCCCGAGGAUUACGAAGUCAAGAAGCAGCUGCGACCGUCUCCUCGGUACUCCCCUCGCCAUUCCCCACGACAUUCGCCACGACACUCGCCCAGAUCCUCCCCGAGGCUGUCACCAAGGAUCCGACCACAAAACCAUCAAGACCCUCAUCUGAAACCUCCAAUGGUAACGGUGGAGCUUGUGACCGACAGUGGCCCGCAACCAAGUGUUCCGACGUCUGAAGAAGAGGCGAGACAUCGGGACACUCUGGCGUUACCAAACGACCUCACGACCAUGGACGUAUGAAAGCAGCCAGGAUAUUUAAGAUGACGAUUAGAACCAUUCUACAAAAUAAGCAUUAUUAUAUUAUUAUUAUUAUUAUUAGAUAGAAAAUAUAAGUAUUGAAGUGAUCGUAAAGGUUUUUUUGAAGUGUGGUUGCAUGAAGUAUAAAAAUAUGGAUGCUCGCUCUGACUGAAAACCUACAUCAGUUUAAGUCUACGAUAUCUUUAAGAACACGUUCACGUCUUCUUAAAGAUAAUUGUGCAAUUAUUUUCUCUAUGAGGUUUGGUGUGGGAGAGUGAGUGGUUUACAAACUUCAGUUUCCUGUUGGAAAAGUCACAGAGAGAUAAAGACGUGAACACAUUUGUAAGAUAUCGUAGACUUGAACUGACUUCUAAAAUUGAUAGAGAUAGAGAAUAUCUGCAAUUUUAACAUCUUGACAACCACACCUCAAGAAACCCUUAACUAUCCCUUUUAAAACACUGCAGACAUGAUUUAACGUAAAUAUUUUUCACAUCAUAUUAUUAUUCAUUACAUCAGAGACACUGUAGUUGUCAGUAAUAUUUUUUUACAGUAAAAAUGCUCAGAAAAACGGAACUUUCAACAUUUCCGUUUCUACGACAGCUGAAGACAAUCACGUGAUCUGACGAAAAAGCUCCAGAACAACCACUUUGUGUUGAGGUUUGAUUUUAAAAUUAAUUUCAGUUUGUUCAAUUAAAACAAAACUGAAAAUUGUUUUCCGAGAUGGUGUUGGAAAGCGUUUUUUAUAAAGAUCAAAGUGUGGAGAAGGUAAAUGUUACGUAUAUGUUAAUGAGCCGUGUUUUUAUUCUACUUUAUGACUCAGACUAAGUGACGUGAUACAGACUAAAGAGAGUUAGUAUGAAAAUGUUUUGGUGGUGGAUUUACAUUUAU
Messenger RNA from Solea solea (common sole), 2346 nucleotides. It is a transcript of the gene kcnj16a, whose product is annotated as potassium inwardly rectifying channel subfamily J member 16a. Bases 7 to 1461 code for a protein of 484 amino acids. Gene Ontology annotation, molecular function: inward rectifier potassium channel activity. The transcript has 2 exons. The record is from RefSeq and is a predicted model, not a curated record. Gene Ontology annotation, biological process: potassium ion import across plasma membrane; regulation of monoatomic ion transmembrane transport. Gene Ontology annotation, cellular component: plasma membrane. Lineage: Eukaryota; Metazoa; Chordata; Actinopteri; Pleuronectiformes; Soleidae.